Durusdinium trenchii is the source of this 1256-nucleotide messenger RNA. The record is from the annotation of a GenBank genome assembly. Lineage: Eukaryota; Dinophyceae; Suessiales; Symbiodiniaceae.
UUCCUCAAUCAAGGCCCCAAGGCUUUUAAGAGACGCGCCCAUGUCAUGUUUCGAAGGCGGCAUGAAGAGCUUCGUGGUCCGCCCGGCGAGGGCGAGGAGGAAACCGAGUCGCUUCUCUACAAGGAGGAGCCAAUUUCAGAACACUCCAAAGACUCCAAGGCUAAAACGCCAUCGCGCUGCUGGCUGCCUCCAAGUGCUCGCGGCCCACUGGCACUUGCAACUGUGUUGGCUACUUUGAGCUUCAUUGUCUGGACUCUGCCAGCGCCCACGCUCCUGGGCAAGCUGGAUUUACUGCGGCAGAGCUGGCGCUUAAACAAGGUGCUGGACGAGGCUGCGGAUUUGAGAAAACAGAUUAAGGCCGCUGAACUCGAGAAGGCGGAUCUUGAACAGGCGCUGCUCUCUGAGAAGUUGCGUAGUGACUCUUUACAAGAGCGGUUGAGUGCGUCGAAUGGCACCACCGAAUCCUCCCGAACGGAGUUGUCCAACCAGCAGGACAUGGCCGGCGGCCUCCGGUCCUCCAACCAGAAGCUUCAGGGAGAGCUGGACGCAGAACGUACUGCUCGCUUGGAGAUCCUGCAUCACUUGCAGCAGCUGAAGAAGUCGGAGCUGGCAGAACUGAAAGAAGUGGGGCAGGACAGCGCCAUCUCUCCGGUGACCAACCCACCUUGACCGGAAAAGCGCGCGGCAGAUGAAAUGCAUCGGAGCUCUGGCCGAACAGUCCAACCAACUCUGUGGAUGUGGUGAUGACCAUGAUGAAACGGACGGCCGGGUGUGGCUGUGUAGGACAUUGAAUGGAAGCCAUUGAAGGAAAGCGAUACGGUAAAACUGCAGCACAUAUCCCACAGUGUCCACAUCGAUUCUAGGGUCAGGCCAGGCUUGCUGCACAUGGAUUCGCCCUGCAUGGCAGAUUCCCAGGUCAGCUUUCGGCUUCACUGAAACCGGCUCAGCGACAAAAAGAAACAGCGACAUGUCCCCGAUGUUUUCGAUGGAAGUUUCUUUUUGAGAUUGGCUUGAACUAUAUUUAUAUAUUCCUUGCGAACAUGCUUGGCCCCUAGGGCCUGUUGAUUGCCAUUGGUGAAGCUGAGUAAAGGUGUUCAGAUUUGAAAGCUUUACAUGUCAAGAAACAGCAAGUGCUUUGUGACCUCAUGAACAAAUGCAUGCACCUUCAAAAACCGGAUUCUUUCGGUAGUGCUUGUUGAUAAUUGCCGAUGGAUUGAGGCAUCUUAGAGAGAAGAUAAAUGCUGGCAAUAUAUUUA